CGAAGGGGGAGGAAGGGAGCACUGAAGGGCUUAAUUGAUAUGCCACUAGAUGUUUUACUUGAGAUAUUCGGACAUUUGCUUCCCUACGACGUUCUUCGUUUGGCACGAUUAACCAAAGAAUUCAGAAGGCUCCUUAUGCAUCCUUCAUCUCGCUCUUGCUGGAGAGCAUCUCUUUCUAACGUCCCCAAUUUACCGGACACCUUUCCUGGCAUGACCGAACCGGCUUGGGUCAACCUCGUCUUUCACCCGCAAUGUCAUGUAUAUCUUCCGCAUUUCCUCCAUGAAUCGAAUGCUAAAUCCCACUAUCAGUUCUGUUCACGAAAUAUGCCGGUGACGGUCAUGCUUGCCGGUAUGCUUCCGAUGCAGAUCGACAGAAGUGAGCCCCCGAUAGUCCCUAUGCAACUCGGACUGACUUGUCCUAAAGCCACCGGACGCAAACACAUCCUUCGACAAGACUUUCACGACCUUGCUAAUCAGUUCAAACUUACUAAUAACCCGCAAGAGAAAGAAUUAUUCAAAUCGCAAAAAUCGGCAAUGGCAAGAGAGAUAGAACAACGCGCCAGAGAAUGUCUCGUUUGGACCAAAUGUUACUCCAUUGACCAGCUGACCGAAAUAAUCGGUCAGAAGGCCAAUCGUCUCAGGGCUAUCCACAACAAACUUGUAGAUCUUGGCUGGACUCAGGAGCUAGACUUUCUGGAGCGGCAGAAUGACUACCACAUUUUGUCGGAACAUCGCUUUGUGGACCAGACUCGCCCUUUAACUGAUCGCAUAUGGACGAGAAUUGAACCUGCUAUCAUCGAGCUUCUCCAAGACGUACGAGUUCGUCGGCUACAGGCAGAGCACGACGCAUUGAUUCGUGCGCGAAAGAAUGUGGCUCUUUCGAUCCUACGCACCUACAAAAGAAUCAAUAUACCUUUCUCGGGUUUCAUGCCUGAGUGCCCUGAUUACUUCGAAUUUCCAGACGUCAGAGCCAUCAUUCAUCGCCCUCCCGAAGAGACCAUCGAUCAUACCAGUUUUGAACACAUCCCGCCUCUCCUACCGGACCUGAUUGAAGCCUGGCGCGACCGGGUACACGAGGAGCUGUAUGCCCUGAUUAAGGAUUCAGAUCCGACAUCGACCAUCGAUGAGCGGGAGGCCUUACACCUUGCCACUACAAUAUUCACCUGCGAAACCUGCACACAUAUUUAUCACGACCUUUCAGAUUCUAAUUCUGAUCUGGGGAUUGUCAACGGAUUUGGCAUUAUGACCUAUCCAGGGGUGUUGUCUCAUAAAUGCCUUACUAGAGGCGAGGCUGACCCUGCAGAUAUACCGGCACCGAUAGAGAAGGUGGAUGCUAUCGUGUAUGUCAGUAACAAGCGUUCGAAUCGUCUCGCUUGGAGCUCGCACACCCUACGGAUCAUUCCACGACAUGCGGGGAUCGCCGAGGACAUUGUCAUUGCAGCAGGAAAGGAUCCCAAGACUACGAGCGCAGUAGAGAUGGAUCAGCUGUUGCUUUAUUUCUUUUGCAUGGACUGCGCUACAUUCGAGGACGUCGACAGAGUCGAGCAAGCCUCCGGGAAGAUAUGGAAGUGGCGAUUAGCGUUCAGACAUAUUCUGAGAAAACACUAUACUUCCGGCAAGGCACAUUGGUGUAUCCUUACUCCCAACCAAAUCCUCCAAUACAGUCUAGAACCGCCAUCUAAGUUUCUUACCUUCCGUGUGAUGGCCGGAAAUUAUCUCUGUAAAUGGUGCCUUGAUUCCUCGACGGAGAGUUCCCCAGUUCCUCGACAUUUUAUUCAGGAUCAUAUUAGAGCCAGGCACGACAUCGAUGAUCCUGCAGAGAACAGCGAUUACAUCCGCGUCUUUGGCACACCACCAGACAGAAGCGGGGCUUUCUUUACCGCUCGCCUUAAGGCAGCAGACGUAAGGGCGCUCGUCAAGCAGAUGGAUUCGGGAUCACCAGUCAUUAAGACAGAAUCUGAUGAGGACGUUAGCUUGAACGGAGGUGGUUUAUUACACUGACUUAUAGUUACAGUAGUGAUACAG
This is a messenger RNA of Desarmillaria tabescens, 2025 nucleotides long. RefSeq lists its product as uncharacterized. Lineage: Eukaryota; Fungi; Basidiomycota; Agaricomycetes; Agaricales; Physalacriaceae. The transcript has 8 exons. Gene Ontology annotation, molecular function: protein binding. The coding region runs from base 40 to 2001 and encodes 653 amino acids. The record is from RefSeq and is a predicted model, not a curated record.